This is a messenger RNA of Cricetulus griseus (Chinese hamster), 7367 nucleotides long. NCBI's taxonomy places the organism in Eukaryota, Metazoa, Chordata, Mammalia, Rodentia, Cricetidae. The record is from RefSeq and is a predicted model, not a curated record.
AUGAAUGACUGAUUCAUAGUCGGAGAGCUGCAGAGAGUCUGGAAGGCAGGAGGUUCUGGGAUCCAGCUGGGGCCGAGUGCACACCUUCCACCUUCGAUUAACAUCAAAGAUGAAGAAACUGAGGCCCAAAGAAGUUAUCCACUUGGUUGCGGUCCCAGAAUAGAUCAGAAUCCGUUCCGCUGUCAGAAACCUGCCCCUGGAUCCUGGCUGGCUGGCUGAUCCCCUGAGGUUCAUUUCCUGACAGACAAGGUAUAAGAUCCCUGUUACUUGAAGGAUAAGGCUGGCACUGCUCAACGUCUUUGUGGAAGCUUCACUCCUGAGCCUCCCUGAACUUCCUUACAGCAUAUGACACAGAUGGAGUCGAGCAAAAAGAUGGACGCUGCUGCCGCACUGCAUUCCAACCCACCACUCAAGCUGCAGCCUGAUCGCAGUGCGGGGUCAGUGCUCGUGCCAGAGCAAGGAGGCUACAAGGAGAAGUUUGUGAAGACAGUGGAAGACAAGUAUAAGUGUGAGAAGUGCCGCCUGGUGCUGUGCAACCCAAAGCAGACUGAGUGUGGACACCGGUUUUGUGAGAGCUGCAUGGCUGCCCUGCUCAGCUCCUCAAGUCCAAAAUGUACAGCGUGCCAAGAGAGCAUCAUCAAAGACAAGGUGUUUAAGGAUAAUUGCUGUAAGAGAGAGAUCCUGGCCCUUCAGAUCUGCUGUCGGAAUGAAGGCAGAGGCUGUGCAGAGCAGCUGACUCUGGGGCAUUUGCUGAUGCACCUAAAAAGUGAAUGCCAGUUUGAAGAGCUCCCCUGUCUUCGUGCAGACUGCAAAGAAAAAGUAUUGAGAAGAGACUUGCGGGAUCACGUGGAAAAGGCCUGUAAAUACCGAGAGGCCACAUGCAAUCACUGCAAGAGCCAAGUCCCCAUGAUCACACUGCAGAAACACGAAGAUACUGAUUGUCCCUGUGUGGUGGUAUCCUGCCCCCAUAAGUGCAGCGUCCAGACUCUUCUGAGAAGUGAGUUGAGUGCACACUUGUCAGAGUGUGUCAAUGCCCCCAGCACCUGUAGUUUUAAGCGCUAUGGCUGCGUUUUUCAGGGCACAAACCAGCAGAUCAAGGCCCACGAGGCCAGCUCUGCCGUGCAGCAUGUGAACCUGCUGAAGGAGUGGAGCAACUCCCUGGAGAAGAAGGUUUCUUUGCUGCAGAAUGAAAGCGUUGAAAAAAACAAGAGCAUACAAAGUUUGCACAAUCAGAUAUGUAGCUUUGAAAUUGAAAUUGAGAGACAAAAGGAAAUGCUUCGAAACAAUGAAUCCAAAAUCCUUCAUUUGCAGCGAGUAAUAGACAGCCAAGCAGAGAAACUGAAAGAACUUGACAAGGAGAUCCGUCCCUUCCGGCAGAACUGGGAGGAAGCAGACAGUAUGAAGAGCAGUGUGGAGUCCCUCCAGAACCGUGUGACUGAGCUGGAAAGUGUGGACAAAAGUGCUGGGCAGGCAGCUCGUAACACAGGCUUGCUGGAGUCCCAGCUGAGCCGGCAUGACCAGAUGCUGAGUGUUCAUGACAUCCGCUUGGCUGACAUGGACCUGCGGUUCCAGGUCCUUGAGACCGCCAGCUACAAUGGUGUGCUGAUCUGGAAGAUCCGUGAUUAUAAGCGCCGGAAGCAGGAAGCCGUCAUGGGGAAGACCCUGUCUCUCUACAGCCAGCCUUUCUACACGGGCUAUUUUGGCUAUAAGAUGUGUGCCAGGGUCUACCUGAACGGGGACGGAAUGGGAAAAGGGACACACCUCUCGCUGUUUUUUGUCAUUAUGCGUGGAGAAUAUGAUGCUUUGUUGCCAUGGCCAUUCAAGCAGAAAGUGACACUCAUGCUGAUGGAUCAGGGGUCCUCUCGGCGUCAUCUGGGAGAUGCAUUCAAGCCUGAUCCCAACAGCAGCAGCUUCAAGAAACCCACUGGAGAGAUGAAUAUCGCUUCUGGCUGCCCGGUCUUUGUCGCCCAAACUGUUCUAGAGAAUGGGACGUAUAUUAAAGAUGAUACAAUUUUUAUUAAAGUCAUAGUGGAUACUUCGGAUCUGCCUGACCCCUGACAAGUAACUGGGGAGGUGGAUUCAGCAGAAGGUAACUCCUCUGGGGCUGAAGCCGUCUGUCUUCACGAAGAUCCUCGACCUCAGAGAGGACCGUGUGGGACAGGGCAAGCAGCCAGAGGAGGAGGGUGCGUGGCUGGCAGGAGGAGCCACACGUGAAAACAGACCCCAGCGGAUUUCCCAAUAGACUAGCCACACUCACUCUGAAGAAUUAUUUAUCCUUCAACAAGAUAAAUAUUGCUGUCAGAGAAGGUUUUCAUUUUCAUUUUUAAAGAUCUAGUUAAUUAAGGUGGAAACAUAUAUGCUAAAAAGAAACAUGAUUUUUCUUCCUUAACUUGAACACCAAAAAGAAAACACGUGGAGGUAGCUGGACGUGUCAGCAUGUUAAUUUAAAAGGAGAACUUAUGAAAUAGUAAUACAAUUCUGAUAUAUUCAUCCUAAAAUUCAAGAGUGCAAUCUUGUUUCAAAUAUAGUAUAUUGUCUAUUUUUAAGGCCUCAUCUGGUCUCUGUUUUAAUAAUUUGUUUGUCAGAAGGCCCUGAGUAGACAAAGUCUCUAAAUUCAGAAGUCAUUUUUAAUUUAAAGUUCUACAAAUAAUUGUUACUGCAAACAUUUUGUUUUAAAACGUUGAUAGACUGAUAUUUCUUGGAAGAAAAUGUAAAAUAUCAAACACUGGUUAUCACUUGUGAUAGGAAAGAGAGUAUUCAAACUGUUGUUAUUUCUCGUUAGAAAUGUAACGCUUUGAUACCUGUCGUAGUUAGUGACACUACUUCACAAUGACUGUGAGAGGGACAGUGCUCAUGGAUGCUGUGCAUCAUUUCAGACAAGUAAAAUUGUUCUCACCCUAAAAUAGGGCAUUAGUUGAACUUUGGAGUUCUAAACAAAGUCCUGUAGGCUUUUAAAAUUCUGCCCCAUGUUUAGACAAGCUCUCUCUGUUGCUGACAGCACCAGCCAUGGUCUCCAGUGUCCAGUGUACCGGGAUGGGCGGGUGACCUGUGCUGCGGGAGGCCCCAGCAAGCGUUUCUCAUACUGUCAUACUGCUGCGUUCGGCUAAUGAUUUCCGAAAGCAACGUCUGUGCUCAGAGAUGGUGGCAUACGGUACAUGUGCCUUAGAUGUGACAUGCUGCUUCUUGUCCCUGGGUUUUUGUUCACCAUGACUCUAGAAAGUGAUAGAUUAACCAGAUGUCUCUCUCUCCACCACCAGAUCUUUGUCUCUGCCAGGGCCCUCAGACAAUUCCGAACCUGCCUGGGGAAGCCAGGCCUCCGUUGGCAACUUCCGAAGGCUCUGCUGCUAACUCCCACUCUAGACCCCCAAGAGCAGCCCAUUCCCACCCACCCCAGGGGAAGGAGGUGUGAGCAGAAGCCACGCCCUUCCAGGUCUCCACAAGGGCCCUGAAAACCCCAUUCCCCAUAGCGUGAAGGAGAAACCCCUUACCCUAAGCAUUCCCAAGACCAGACCACUGGUCUGGGGGCCUGCCCAGGCUGGCCAACAGUGGCCCUGGCCUCCCUGUAGAAGGGUGGUCAGCUGAUGCCCCAGCCUGUCCUGCCCAGAUGGCACUCUCGGCUCACCGUUUACUCUCUCGAUGGUCUAACUGUGACAGAAGCCUGGAGCCCUGCCCCGUGCCCCUUUUGCUAUGCACCACACUUCAUGGUGCUCUCACACUGAUGGGUGCUACACGCGACGGGUGCUUCUUAGGCAAAACCAAUGUGUGCGAACCACCACAUCUGUGCCACUCGCCCAAAAGGCGCGCCCACAAUUGGCCAGCUGGGCCCGCGCUUCAGACUGCCUGCCUCUGGGCUCUCCCCUUGGUUGCGCGGGGACAGCUGGGUUGGUGCCCGGUGGCCCACCUUGUCUCUGGUGCUGCCAUCUGUCCUGGGUGUGCCUUUGUCCCAGUGCCUGCUGGAAGUGCCCCCCUCCUGCACCCCUGCCCCGUGUUUCCAUGCACCAUCUCCUGGCCUCCAGCACUUGCCCUGCCCUUCCAUGGCUGAAGCUUUGGUUCUUCACCUGCUGCCCCUUCAGUUCUCCACUCUGCUGGGACCGCUUUGGGGUAAGUCAGUGGAAAGAUUGCAGAGCCCACGUCCUUUAAGAGGUGCCCUCUGCUUCCUCCAGGCCUGUCCCCCAGUGUUCUUCCCCAGAGGCCUGGAGUUGGGAAGACCACCUGGCAAUCCUUAGCUGGCCUCAGGUAGCUUUUCCAUGGCCAGGUGUCAGCAACAGGGACACCCCUGCAGCACUUGAAGAAGUCGGUACAGUGCCAGUGGGUAGAGGCCGGCAACGUCAGGGGCUGAUAAAAAGCUUGCCCGUCUUUAGGGUUAGAAUCUGGUGUAAGGGUGACCCUGAGGUGUCCUCAGGCAUUCCCGCCCUGGGAGUGAGACUUCUACAAGACUCCCCACGUGAUAAGCGCCCUCCUGGCCUUCCCCUGGGUGCCUGCAGGAAGUGAGUAAAGUAAGUAACUGUUGUCCCCUGGGAUGAGGGCCCAGCAUGUCACAGCUUUCUGUUCUGUAGAGUGUCUCUUGCAUUUCUUGGUAACAGUAGAGUAGUGCCCGCUCUCUCAGUGUGUGAAGGACGUGCCCAGACACGUCUCCUGGGAGGUGUGGAGCACGCCAUAUCCUACCUGGGUGUGCCUCGCUCCACUCCAUCUCAGCAUUCCUUGGUGCCCCUUUGGUGCUCACCACCUGGGCCAGUUUUGGGCUGUGGUCUCAGCCUAGUUGAGGCCCUGUUGCCGGUCUGGCAGCCAGCCCUCACCAUCUCACAGGGUCCUGGCCACACAAAACACAGGGUGGUCAUGUGGUGUGUGUACCUGGCUGUGCAAAAGUGUCAAUUGCUCAUCCUUUAAAGGGUCAUUUGUUCCAUGGCCUCCAUGAGGAAAUUGGACACAACUCCUGCUUGCCUGACACAGUUUCCUGUGCCAGCUCAAAACUGCCCCUGGGAAGAUGCAAGCCACUAAGUGGCAAUGUGUCUUGAGGCCUGACCCAUGGUUUUUGUGAGUAGCUGAAAGCCUGUGUCAGUAACAACCCAGGACAAGACUGGGAGUGAGCGCCUUCCACCUUCAUUGGUCAGGGAAAGGAAGGUAGCCUGAAGGGCCCUGGCUGGGCCUCCCUUACUUCUUGGGGACAGACAGACCCAACCGAAGCUGUGUAGCAUGCCAAGCUGUGGGUAAGACAGAGCAGUGGAUGAGAUUGCAGAUGGGUGCGUGUGAUGGGCUCAUUGAGGAGAGAGCAGUGCCCACACCCCAGCCCACCCAGCUACCAGUUUCUCUAGGACCCAUUCUCAGCAUUAGAAGAAGCAAAGGGCUGUUGAGAGGUCCUGUACCGCAGCCCACAUCUGUCUCCCCUUCUUGGAGUAGCCUGUGCACAGAUGGACAGUGUCCCUAAGACAGCACAGCAGUCAGCUGAGGGAGGUGAGUGCUUACAGCCACCGCCCUGCCUGCCUCUUUUCUUUCUCUGUUCUUUCUCCAUUUCCUCCCAGGACUGGGACUCCCAGGAGCUGUGGCAUGACACACUGUGGCUUUGCCCCCUGGGCAGCCUCCAGUGGGGCUUUCAGACCUAUCGCCACCAGUUCCCCUUUGAAUUGGCUUUGUCUGACUCUCUGUGGUCAGCCUCAUGAGGACCUGGAGGUCAGACACAGUCCCUCGAGGGGUAGCUAGCCACCUUCCCAAGUCUCCUUAGUCUGCCCCAGAGUCCCACCUGGAGUUGGGACCACAUGCCUGGUACCUUGGGCUGGACAUUAAUGAUGCCACUGUAACUGAACAUUAUAUGGUUAGCAGUCACCCAUGGCAGGCCUGACAAGUGAUGGGCUGCACCCAGCAAAGGGGAGGAUGUCUGGGCAUGCCAAGUAACAGGGUCCUGAGUGGACUACUCCUGCAAGCCCAAGAGGAAACCAGGGGGACCGCUGGUGCCAACAGCACGGCCCUUGCCUCCUCCUUCCCUGCUCACUGCCAAGCAUGGCAGGGACUGCACUUUGUACCUGGCCAAGACAUUUCCCACCUGACAGCUGACAGGAUGGGUCAGUCCCUACCCUCCUAUACAUCCCUCUGCUUGGGACCAUCAGUGAAUGGAGAAGGGCUUGGUGGAGCUUAGGGUACUAUUUUUUUCUCUUUUCUCUUUUUUUUUUUUUUUUUAAACUUUCAAUCCCACACUUUCCUGACUAGCUGCAGGAGAGCUAGUGUGAGUUCCAGGCAUGCCAUUGUGUCUGAGUGUGUGAGACAAAUGAGGGUCUGCCCCCAAAUCUUCUCAGACUAAGAUCAUGGUUCUGUCUUCUGUUUGCAAAUCCAUAGCAGCUCAUUUCUCCAAGCUAGAAUGUGUCCACGGGGUCUGGGUCUGGUGAGGUGAUAGUUGGCAAGUGACCCAGCCAUCAUUACCCGUCUCACCCCAGCUGGUAUUGGUUGCCAUGAGCACUGUGGCAUCAGGGAGCCAGGUCAGUGGGGACAGUAAGAAGAGGCCAGCAGCCUGUCCCAAAGGCCUGGACAUAUCCCAGCCUGUUGUCCAUUUGGAGGGUUCCCUGGGCACCAUUGCUAGGCAGGUGGGCACCACACCAAGGCAGCCGUAUGGCUAAGCAGGCCCAAGCAGCCAAGUAGAGUGUGCGAUUCAUUUCCCCGCCACACCAUGUCUGGAGUCUUUCAUGUGAGUUCACUGUGGAGAGGAGGUGACAAGUACAGGGUCACUGUGCCACUCCGUAGUCAGUAACUGGUCUACACCCUUAGUCCCCUUAAGUAAGAUAACCUUCAAAGGCAAAUAAAUGACCUAAUUGGGAAACACAAAAGCCGGCCUUCCUCCCGAGGAUUUCCCCAAGAAUCUGUAGGCGCUGACUGAGGAAGUGGGGGUCAAUGCAGCCUGUUGUGGGGUUGCGUUCUUUUCUCUGAGGGCACGCCUCUUGUGUUCAGCUCUGUUACCCAAAAACAAAGACCAAAGAAGGCCAAUCUCUCAUUGGACUGUAUUUUUAAUCUGCCUGUUUUGACACUUGCCGUCUGUAGUAACCGCUCGCUGUGAGGCCCCAUCUUGACAGUCCAAGUGAUUGUGACCAGUGAUUAGCGUCCUGUGUUCUUCCGCUCUUCUAAGAAACCGAGACAGUGUGAGUUAUUGCUCAGCAAUAAUCCUGUCAGUAGGAGUUAGCAACAUGUCUCAUUUCCCGAUAGCAUUACGAUGUUUCGUAUUCUGUUUAUGUUAUGUGUGGUUUCAUUUGGUAUUUAUUUGUGUUUUGAGGUCUUGCGAUGUUUCUGUUCUGCUGCUAAUAAUAAAGUUUGUAAGACUGUAGAAUGCAAAAUUUUGCAAUGCUAAGUGUCUAUUAGAGGAAAAUAAAGCUGAUUUAAGAGUCCUG